This is a messenger RNA of Saccharomyces mikatae IFO 1815, 2043 nucleotides long. It is a transcript of the gene REC8, whose product is annotated as Rec8p. Gene Ontology annotation, cellular component: synaptonemal complex; cohesin complex. The transcript has a single exon. Gene Ontology annotation, biological process: replication-born double-strand break repair via sister chromatid exchange; mitotic sister chromatid cohesion; meiotic sister chromatid cohesion. The coding region runs from base 1 to 2043 and encodes 680 amino acids. Gene Ontology annotation, molecular function: chromatin binding; protein binding. The record is from RefSeq and is a predicted model, not a curated record. Lineage: Eukaryota; Fungi; Ascomycota; Saccharomycetes; Saccharomycetales; Saccharomycetaceae.
AUGGCACCUCUUUUGUUGAACUUCAAAGAUGACAAGAAAUAUAAGGGUCUCACAACUGUGUGGUUACUUUCUACAUUGGGAAAUUCCAUUGUAAAAGAAAAUAAUAGUUCUUAUUCGAGCAAAAGCAACUCGACAGGAAAUAUAUCAGCAUCUACCGUCAAAAAAAAAGACAUUGUAAAUAUUUCUAUACCCAAAACGUGUGACGAAAUUCAGAAUUUCGAAAGUGAUCUCUCUCUUAGAUACAUCUCUAACCUUUUAUAUGGAGUAACAAUUUGUUACAAUAAAAAAACUGAGUAUGUGUUGAAUGAUCUGAAUCAUCUGCUUGUGCAACUACAAAAAAACAACGCAUAUGCUUUCAAGGCCAAAAAUAAGUCUACAAGAAUCAAUGGAUUGAAUAAUCAUAACAGUAUUAUCGGGAGCAGAAACAAUAACUACGCUUGGGAAGAAUGUGUUUUUUUUGAUGACGAUCCCUUAUAUGAUAUUACUAAAGUUCCCGCAUUGGACUUUCUCAAUAACACUCUUCAAGAUGAUAUAUCUUUUAUUGAGGAGGCUAAAUCAAUAAGAAGACAAGAUUAUAUAAAUGAGUUAAGCAAUUCUAACAGGUUUGAACUUCAUAGCGAUAGGACUAAUCCUGAUGCGCAAAGCAAGUUGGGACCUAAUGUUAGAAACUCUUUCUCUCUGGAUGAAAUUCCUAUUGAUGUUGAUUUUAACUUGGACUUGGAUGAUAUAGUAAGUCAUCAAGGAACACCUCUUGGUUCGCAUUCAAGUUCUCAGAAGGAUAAUAAUGAUUUGAAAUUUAAUUACGAUGGUAAUGAGUUAAUCCUAAAUUUUGAGAACGAUGAUGAUAACAACGGUAGCAAAAGCGAAGAAACCCCACUGGAAAAUGAAGAAUCGGCAGCCAACCUCAAAGACUACGAACUAGGGCUGGAAGAGCAAGAAUCAGAAGAGGAAAAUGAUGGUGGCCAACGCAAAGUCGGUGUCAAAAUGCAAAGGGGAAAUCGUGCUGAUGUAGCUGGCUUAUUGUCUAAAGUACAAUUUGAUACAAAAAUAAGCUACCCAAACGAAGUUCUCAAGUUCAACCAUGGAAAUUACAGCAACUUGAUGGAGAAAAGUAGAAAGAAAAAAAUAAGUGGUCAGAAUGCCUUCAAUUCUAGUAUAAACUCCUUGGUAAGAUCAUGUGGUGAAGCAGAAUUCAUUUCGACAAAUUGGUUAAGUAUCUUCAACGACUUUUCUGACUUAAAGACUGGGGAGUUAGAUUUAACUUCACAAGAUUUCGGCACAAUUGAAAGAGGAAGAAAAAGGGCACAUUCUUUGGUAUCAACUCAAAGUUCGAACAGUAUUAGAAGUAACGAAUACGGUAGAAAAAGUUUUCGGAACAACAAGAAUGAUAACUAUUCCUCUGAUAUGGAAAAUGAUAAUCUAUUAUUGAAUCUUGAACAAAUCAAUGAAGAUCUGGAAGAAGGACAUUACAUUGAGGAAAACUCUCAAGGAAACAUCCUUGACUUUAAUUUGAAUCUACCUCCUUCAAGUUUUGGAAGAAGUCAUACCAGAAAUUCAACCAGGUCCAGUGGUUUUAAUGAAGACAUAGUUGGUGCUCUCAGAAGAAGAAUCGGGCCUUCCGAACAGAAUUUUGUUGAAGAGGGUGAUUCCAGCAACGAUUAUUUUUCUGACAGCACUCAGCAAAACCUGCCCGAGGAAACAAACUUUCAUGAUGUUAUCCUGGAUUAUCAGACGAAAAAAUUUUACGAUUAUAUCAAAGAGAGGUCAGUUGCCAUCGGAAGGACAACACGCUCAAAUCCACCGUUCAAAAGAAAAGUUCUGUUGGUUGAUAUCAUUCCAAGCCGCAUGGGUGAAGCUCAAAUUGAAUCGAAUCUUGAUAUUUCAGAAAAGGGUGUGAGCAGGCAAAUAGCCGCCGGGGCUUUCCUAUCUUUACUGAAUUUGGCUACGAAAGGAAUGAUCAAAUUGAAUGAGUAUCCUGCUAUGGAUGCAGAUAAUAAGGAUCUUAGGAUACGAAAGGAAGAUGAAAUAAUUAUCUAUGCCUGA